Messenger RNA from Ornithodoros turicata, 3300 nucleotides. It is a transcript of the gene Ras85D, whose product is annotated as GTPase HRas. Gene Ontology annotation, molecular function: GTPase activity; GDP binding; GTP binding. The coding region runs from base 244 to 816 and encodes 190 amino acids. The transcript has 9 exons. Gene Ontology annotation, cellular component: plasma membrane. Gene Ontology annotation, biological process: Ras protein signal transduction; epidermal growth factor receptor signaling pathway. The record is from RefSeq and is a predicted model, not a curated record. NCBI's taxonomy places the organism in Eukaryota, Metazoa, Arthropoda, Arachnida, Ixodida, Argasidae.
UGGCGAACAGCUGCAACUUGCGCAUGGUGGCUGGUUGCCGUUUUGUUUGAUCCCAUUGUCGCAGGCUACAAACACUACAACAGGUGCUGUGAGAAGUACAAGUGCGGACGCGCAUGUGUUUUGAAGGUGCACGCGGAUACGGAAAGCGCAACAGUGAACUGACCUUGAGACCCUGGACGUCGACCCGCAGCGUAGGACUUGUAGUGCUCCUCACCCAAGAGGAGUGGUGCCCCCCAUCCUACAAUGACGGAAUAUAAACUGGUGGUAGUCGGCGCUGGAGGUGUUGGGAAGAGUGCCUUGACCAUCCAAUUAAUACAGAACCACUUCGUGGAUGAAUAUGAUCCAACCAUCGAGGACUCCUAUCGCAAGCAAGUCGUCAUCGACGGCGAAACGUGUUUGCUCGACAUACUUGACACCGCAGGUCAAGAAGAAUAUAGUGCAAUGCGCGACCAGUACAUGAGAACUGGGGAAGGUUUCCUCCUUGUGUUCGCAGUGAACAACAGCAAGUCAUUCGAAGACAUCAGUAUGUACAGAGAACAGAUAAAGAGAGUGAAAGAUGCAGACGACGUUCCCAUGGUUUUGGUGGGCAACAAGUGCGACCUGCCAACGAGAGCGGUGGACAUGAAGCAGGCCGGCGAAGUGGCACGCAACUACGGCAUUCCCUUCAUCGAGACCAGUGCCAAAACUCGCAUGGGGGUCGACGACGCCUUCUACACCCUCGUCCGAGAGAUACGCAAGGAUCGGGAGUGGAAGGGCAAGGACAAGAAGCGACACCGCAAAGAGGGAGGCAGGAAGAAACGUUGCUUCAUCUUAUAGAUCUUGAAGAUUCAUAGCUAGUGCUGGUGUGCUCAGUUAAACUAAAAAAAAAGAAAUACGACAAAACAAAAUGGACGGCAAGCAACAAUGGGGGCGAAGAACAACGCUGUAAAUGUGUCGGACACCAGGACUCCCUCGGACUGCUGGUGAAAAGUGUCGCAGAACCUCGGACCGCUCAUUCCUUUUUCUGGACUCGUGCCUGGAACAGAAUCCUACGGAUUUACCUUCCUCUCUUUCAUCUCUUUCUCUCUGUCCCGUCUCUGCCGCUGCCACCCGCAGCUCUCCGCCGUCCCUCGGUGCGGAAAAAACGAACGACAUCGCCGUCUGCGACUGCAUUGUACCAGCUUGGUGUUGCUCCCUUUCUUAUCUUUAGCUUUAUCUUAUCUUAUCUUUCCGUGUCUCCCACCUGUGUUGCUUGAGUUGCAUUUUGUUUCCCAACCCGUCCCUCCCUCCCUCCCCUUCUCUCAACGCUGCACAAAUCUUUCACUACAUUAGAGCAUCAACCCUCUGAAGCCAGAGAUCUUGCUACGAGGGUUGGUUUGUGUAGAUCCUUCCCCCAUUUCUUUUUGUUAUUGGUGGAGGUGUUAACGAAUGCUGAUUUGGGACUGCGUUCUCCGCGGCAUCAACGGAAGUUGCAUCAUUGCGAGUGUGUACUCCCCCCCCCUAAAAAAAAGUUGUGAAGCAGCAAUCAUCCGCGCGAUGCGAUACACGUGCCAUACUUAAGCAUUCCUGCAUGAAUGGGGGAAACCCCACCCGAGUUCAUCCUGGUAUUGCGGAGGAAUUUUAGGAAAGACAGAGGGGAAGCUCAUUUUGUUUCGGCCCAUCUUUGCAGACGCCGUACACUCAUUGCAUCAUCAAAGUAAUUAAUUAUUAAUUAAUUAAUCUGUUUUACAGAUAAGCUAAAAAACAUUGCGCAGGAAGCCAUCUUUGCCCCCCCCUUUCGGACCGCGUCGCACGUCGGUUAUCUUUUGGUUGUGUUCUUGUGACCGCGGCGGAGGCGUCGGGAACUCACCGCCCUCGCCCGUCCGAUAGAUUGUUUAUCUUUUUUGUUGCCGUUUUCACAGUUUCUCGCCGUCGUAGUGAUGGACGUUGGUGGCGAGGUAGCACUUUUUUUUUUUCUUUACUCGUCAUUUUGAGGCUGCGGUAGGAUUCAUGCCGAUGUGCUUCGAAGUAUUUGCAAUCUGAUUUUUUUAGGAAAGGGAAACACUUCCUACGAUUUCUACAUUUUCUGGCUCCGGUCGAGCAGGGACCGUCUACUUAUGCACAACAUGCCGAGAGACUGAAUCGUUUGUGGGCUCCGCACCGUGGCCGUUUAUCUACGUGGGGGUGAUUGUUUUUUUUUUUUUUUAUUCAAGUUGAUACUUUAUUAUAACGUUUGCCCUUCGUCUGUGCUUGUCCAGUGUUGUCCUUCUGUGGCGUCGGGCGUCGGUAGAUUUCUACCACGGCCACAUGCCUUCCCGGGCAUAUCUCGGCACAUACGGCCAGUUGCCGCUGUUCGAUUUUAAGCUGCUUUAACAUUUCUUUUAAACAUUUUCGAUUAACUUUCAAUUAAUUUUUUAACAUUUUCAAUUAACACUGGGGGGGGUUUCAUGGAAAUGCUUCGAUGUCGGCGUUUGGCUCGAUAGCGAGUCAUUGCCCUCCAGCUCACAGGCACAUAUUUUUUCUGUGGGCAUUGUGCGAGGCUCAAAAGAUUUCACCCAUGUUUGUGCGCUGGGAACAUGUCCCGCUAGUAGAUUAGUCUUGAACGACUAGGACAGUCCACUGGUCGGACACCAGGUGUUGUGACAACUAAAUUUGCUACGGCUCCACGUGCGUACAGGCACGUGCUUUUCGACUGCAGUGAAUUUAGUGGAGAUGUUUCCACGAAAGAACGCUUUAUUUUUACGGUAACAACAAUCACGAUAUAAUGCAUGUAGAGUACGAAAACGAUUCCCAUCAAUAUCACCGAAAAACAGUUAUGAAGGCGACUGGCAAUAUGACAUCGGUGGCUGGACUGGCAAAACACGUUCUAGUUUCACAGCACGGAUGUGAUUCGUAUUCUGCAGUCUGUGGGUGGAGCCAGUAGGGCAGCGACAACGGGCCGUCCCGAUGUGCCCCGCGUGUGGCCGUGCCUCCGAGACUACUGCCAUUCCUCAUUUUGUGUGUCCAGCUGUUUAAUCUCCCUGUUUUGCCCUUCUCUCGCAAUAUGCAAUCUCACUUCUACAACCCUUCUCCCCCGUCCCAUUCAUUAUCCGUUUUUGGUAGAUUUUUUUGAAUUUUUUUUUUUUGUCGUUGGUUUAUUACUGUUGUUGACAUCCCAGCAUCAUGGAGAAGAAAUGGCGAAGAAGCUCCGCACUGAACGUUUCCCUCGUCUCUUCCUUCUCCGCGAACGUUUUCGAAUCGUGGGGGAGAGAGAGAGGAAAAAAAAACAAAAAAACGAAAUAAUUGUUUUGAGUGUUUUUGGAUAUCGCAUAAUUUUUCCUAAUAAAAAAAAAAGGAAUCAAA